Messenger RNA from Anisakis simplex (herring worm), 747 nucleotides. Lineage: Eukaryota; Metazoa; Nematoda; Chromadorea; Rhabditida; Anisakidae. The record is from the annotation of a GenBank genome assembly.
AUGGCUUCCGGUGCAGGAUAUGCGAUUGCUGGGGCUACAGCUGCAUCUGGACUCGCAAUAUUCGGUUCACUAAUCGCAGUCGGUCUUCUCAUCAAUGAAUUAAAUUCAGAUCGACUGGACUCGAGAAGAAAAUCUGAUUUCAGCGCUAAGGGCAUCCAAGUAGAUGCUUUCAAUAAACGAUCACGAAGGGUUGUCGAAUGUCCUGCAGGAUCACCUGGACGUCAGGGGAUAGUUGGAUCGCCAGGAGAACCAGGUCUAGCUGGUUUGCCAGGACGACCUGCCUUGUCCGCUGUUGCCGUUAUCCUAUCAUCUAUAACGGUAGAAGGAUGUAUUAAGUGCCCGAUUGGAGCACCCGGAUUACCUGGACCAGAUGGCCCUAUUGGCGAUAUUGGACCUAUCGGACAGCCUGGAGCACCCGGAACAACUGAUAAUGAUGAAUCAGGCCAAGCUGGACCACCUGGACCGCCAGGCGCACCAGGUCGGCGCAGUUGUUCAGAAGGAGGACCAAAAGGACCACCGGGUGCUACUGGGGCACCAGGACGUCCAGGAGAACCAGGAGCUGAUAGUGAACCAGGAGCGGCUGGUCCACAAGGAGCCACGGGACCGGUGGGAAAUGCAGGUUCACUGGGGGUGGUUGGAAAACGUGGAAAAUCCGGACUGGACGGGAUCUCAGGACCUGAUGCGCACUACUGUCCAUGUCCAGCAAACACUGGAGCUUUGAUCAGAAGAAGAAGUCAUCUUGCAUAA